Molecule: messenger RNA, 2326 nt
Organism: Spirometra erinaceieuropaei
Lineage: Eukaryota; Metazoa; Platyhelminthes; Cestoda; Diphyllobothriidea; Diphyllobothriidae
Source: the annotation of a GenBank genome assembly
AUGACGGAACAAAUGGUUACGGAGGACGGGACUCCCCUCAUUGUGAACCAGGAUGGCGCUUACUCUGCUGUUUCGUAUGCCUCGGCCACGGAUAGCGGCCAAGUGUAUCUGUCUCUUAACGAUCUUGGAAUACAGAAUGACGGUGAGGAGAUGGUCCUGAUUGCCGCCGAUGAGAACAUGGAUAUGGCGACGCUUGAGAAUCUGAUUGCAUCAGGCGCUGUCACUACCGUAACUGGAGAAGGCGGAGCCGAAUAUAUUCAAGUAAUAAUUAUUUUUCUCUUUACUAUGGCCUUAUAGCUUGGAGAUCAAGCCCUUCUCGAUGGUGCGCAACUUGUCGAACUCUCUGAUCAGAUGCAGUUUUUCGACCCCAACACCAAAACUUACUAUGGAGCUCCCGGAGGAAGUGGUUUCGUAGCAAUUGCUGGCGGCCAGCCAGGUGGCAUUACCUACCGGUGCCCAUCGUGCCCUGCAAUGUAUUCUAACGCGAACGCAUUCACAAAACACAUGCGGGAGAAGCACUUUGUGAAGGUGUAUACCUGUAGGCAGUGCGAAGAGUUCUUCGAGACACUGAGCCAAUUGUUCCUUCAUGCUCGACGAAACCACGUUGACCCGAAAAAGCCGAAACGAAACCCUGCGAACUACAAAUUUCAUUGCGACCAGUGCAAUUAUAUGACAAACAAUGGUGGUACUAUGGAGCAUCAUAAGAGGGCCCAUACGGGCGAGAAGCCUUACGUUUGUGACGUCUGCAAUAAAAGAUUUGCACAGAAGGCGAACAUGAAGACCCACAGAAACAGGCAUAUUUACCGUGACAAGAUCUUUCGUUGUGAUACGUGUAACAAAGCAUUUUCGUCUUACGACAUAUAUCUUGCCCAUCUCCGGACCCGUGAACAUGAACUUCGUGAACACUUCGCCAUGAUGGCUUCUUCUCAGGUAACUCUGGUGUAAGCAAUACAUUCUCUCCUUUAGCUGGCCUUGGAAUGCCUUGGAUGCGCUCUCACUUUUGACAGCAUAUAUAACUUGAACAAACACACGCGCAGUUGUCGCAUCGUUAGGACGCUGCAAACGAAGUUUCGCUGCCUGCCGUGUAAUGCAUAUGUAAGCGAUGUUGCAUCGCUUAAGGCUCAUGUGAAAGCCCACGAAGGGAGUCAAAUAAUAUCCUGUCCCGUUUGUGGUGAGCGCGGUUUUCCGGGCUUUAAUCAGCUAAACCACCACAUCACUCGCGCUCACGCGCUGAAGGUCAAUCGUCGCCAUGUCUGCCGUUACUGUGAAUCCACGUUUGAACUAAAGAAGGAUCUCGAUUCACAUAUACGAAGUAUGCACGCAGAAGAACGAAAUGCCCGACAGUCCAGAGGCGCAGUUGGACGUCUUAAGUGCCGUUACAGCAAUUGUGAGUUCACGACGAACUCUAUAAUGCUUCUGGAUCGUCACCAUGAUCAUCACCGUCGUCAGGAAGAGGAUGGGGAGGAUGGAACUCCGGUAACCCCCGCCAAAUACUCCAGUGUCCGCCGGAAACGUCCGCGUGGAAAGCUAGAACACUUAGGAGGUCUAUACGAUGGAGACACUUUCAUUGACGGUGACAAUGAAGAUGAUUAUGAGAUUGAGGAUGAAGUCGAUGAUGAUUUGGCCCCUGUCGAUGAUGGUGAUGGUAAGUUGUUUUUGCCUUUUUUGAUGAGAAAUGCUGAGUUUACGCUGGAGUCUUCAGUGCGACAGAAAAUUUUGCUUUUAUCGUCAGUACUACUGGAAACAUUGCAUUUUACCAUGCUAAUUUCUCUUACAUGACAGGCGUGCAGCAUUUCGUGUCACUACUUUAUUCGUUAGUGCCAGCAUGUUAAUUAUUUCACGUUCCGACUUCUUAGGUGUCACCAGGCGCACUAUCACUCUCAUUAAGUCAGCUCGCAAACCUCCCGAGCCGGUGGUAACCAAGGUGGAAUCUCUUGCCCAAGCUCCUUUGCCGCCAAAAAUCGAACCACCGACAUCCUCCGCUACAAACAGCAAUGCCGACGUUAGCAGUAGCGGUGGUGGAUCCGCCGCUACCUUAGCGGCCGCAACACCUGCAUCAAGUAGACGUCUUGCCCGGGCUCGCCGCCUCCCGGCCUGGUAUAAAGACUACGACACUGACUACAUGGCUUCCGAGGAAAAUUCCGCCAUCGAAAGAGAACGCGUGCAAGCUCAAUUGCCUCCCGGUAUUGAGCUAGACGACCCCAAUGCUACUAAUCCUAACGUCCCCACUGAGGAGUGGAAUAUUGUUGUCUACGACGACGAGGAGGACGUUGGAGGUGCAGAGGCAGAGGAUCAUGCAGAAGAUGGGGAAGUAGAGACUGCCUGA